AUGACGGCCGCCCACCCGAUGUUCCGCCUGAAGCUGGGCACAGCGCUGCUGUUUGUCACCUGCGUGCACCUGGCGCUGCUCAUCACGACGGCGGUGAUCAGCAUCUUCCUGCGCCGGCGCAACCUCGUCAUCUUCAACCGCUGGGCCCUGCACGGCUCGAGCGGCUACGCGGGCUUCGCCGACGGCAUCCCGGUAGGGCCCACGCUGCCCGCCGCCGUGCUCGGCCUCGUCUUCUGGCUCGGCGUUGCCUUCUCGGUGCCGCAGGUCGCCGUGUGCGGCCUGCUCGUGGCGCGCCGCUCGCUGCCGUCGCGCUGCACGCUCAUCAGCUUCGUCUUCCUCAACGUCGUGCUGCUGGCCAUCAGCGGCGUCGGCGCCGGCUUCUACACCGGCCUGCUCGAUGUGCCGGCGACGUUCGAGAGCAGCAGCGACUCGGACAGUGAGGUCUACACCGGCCCACAGGUACAGUCCGACGGCUCGAGCUGCAUCUCGUCCGACGGGGUGCCGAUCUCCGCCGCCGUCUGCAGCUCCGCAACCCGCGCGGGGCGCCUCGCCAUUGCCGACUUCGUCCUCGCCUGGCUCACAGUGCUGGUCGCGCUCGUCAUGUGCAUCGUCGCGACCGUGCUCUUCGUGCGCAUGCUCAGGGCCAGGCGCGCCGAGCGCGAGGAGGAGGAGCAGCAGCCGGCGAUGAGCAACAUGUACGCGCAGACGCCGGGCUUCUACAGCGGCGGCUAUGCGUCGGUGCAGACGAGCGACAACCUUGCGCGGCAGAACUUUGCCUUCAACGGUGGCUACCCGUCGGCGCAGCCGAUGAUGAGCAACGCCUACGCACAGCAAGCUCCUACUCCCAACGGCGGCUACGUCUCAUCGCAGCCCGCCGUGGGCAGCGCUUACCCGCAGCAGGCGUCUACGCCCGACGCGGGCCUCGCCCCGGCGCAGCCCAUCAUGGCCAACGCCCACGCACAGCAGGCGUCUACCUCCAGCUCUGGCGACGCCUCGAUGCAGCAGCAGGCCGGUAGCAGCGGCUACACGCAGCAAGAGCAGGCCAGUGGCAGCGGCUACCCACACCAGCAGCAGGCGAGCGGCAGCGCCAACAAGGGCAAGCAGGCGAGACGCAGCAUGGACUUCCAGCAGCAGCAGCAGGCGAGCGGCAGCUCGUACCGCCAGCAGGACGCGAGCGGCAGCGGCAGCGCAUACCCGCAGCAGCACGCCGGCGGCAGCACCUCUGCCGACGUCUGAGACCACAUGUUCGUUUAUCAGCAGCACAGCUGCCGCCAUGUAGACUCGCAAUACUAUACCU
Messenger RNA from Tilletiopsis washingtonensis, 1297 nucleotides. RefSeq lists its product as hypothetical. The transcript has 3 exons. Lineage: Eukaryota; Fungi; Basidiomycota; Exobasidiomycetes; Entylomatales. The coding region runs from base 1 to 1236 and encodes 411 amino acids. The record is from RefSeq and is a predicted model, not a curated record.